Lolium rigidum is the source of this 1581-nucleotide messenger RNA. RefSeq names its product small GTPase LIP1-like. The transcript is spliced from 7 exons. Gene Ontology annotation, molecular function: GTPase activity. NCBI's taxonomy places the organism in Eukaryota, Viridiplantae, Streptophyta, Magnoliopsida, Poales, Poaceae. Gene Ontology annotation, cellular component: endomembrane system. Bases 300 to 1313 code for a protein of 337 amino acids. The record is from RefSeq and is a predicted model, not a curated record. Gene Ontology annotation, biological process: intracellular protein transport.
GAGCGCGACAGAGCAGAGGCAGCAAGCGAGCGAAAAGAAGCCACGGCAGCAAGGGAGGAGGACUGGAGGAGUCAGCCGUCGCAGCUCGCCGACCGACCAACCCACCAGCCGCGAGAUCGCAGAUCCCACCAGCGGCCCUAGUCAGAAAACUUUCUCAUCCAAGAUCUAGACCCGUUCCUCUCGGAUCAAUCCAUCUAUACCGAUCGAUGCGGCUCCAGCCGCCUCCGGAUCCGCGGAUCUAGCCGUCUGUGCUGCGGCAGCUGCUGUCGUUGCUCGAUUGUUUAUUGGAGGGGGACGGUAUGAUGUUUUGGAGGGACGGUGGCGCGAGCGGGAGCAGGCGGGAAGUCAACGGCGGGCCACCGUGUGGCCAGGUGCGUGUCCUCGUCGUCGGCGAUUCAGGUGUGGGGAAAACUUCAUUGAUGCAUCUCCUUCUGAAAGGUUCUGCAAUUUCUCGACCGGCCCAAACAAUUGGAUGUGCAGUUGAUGUUAAACAUAUUACUUAUGGAAGUCCAGGGAGUUCAUCUAAUGUGAUCAAGGGUGAUGCUGAAAGGAACUUCUUUGUUGAACUUUGGGAUGUUUCAGGGCAUGAUCGCUACCGAGAUUGCCGUUCACUUUUUUAUUCACAAAUUAAUGGUGUCAUAUUUGUUUAUGACCUAUCUCAGAGGAAGACGAAAACAAAUUUGAGCAAGUGGGCAGUUGAGGUUGCCGAGUCCGGAACAUUUUCAGCUCCUCUUGGGUCUGGUGGUCCAGGAGGCCUUCCAGUCCCUUACCUAGUGAUCGCUAACAAAGUGGACAUUGCUCCAAGAGAUGGUAGAAGAGUUAGCAGUGGAAAUCUUGUUGAUGUUGCUCGUCAAUGGGUUGAGAAGCAAGGCCUACUUCCAUCCAGUGAAGAACUUCCUCUUGUUGAGAGCUUCCCUGGCAACUCUGGUCUGCUAACGGCUGCCAAAGAUGCAAGAUAUGACAAAGAAGCUUUGGCCAAGUUCUUCCGUAUGUUGAUAAGGAGAAGGUAUUUCUCAAAUGAGCUUCCUGCCCCUAGCCCAUGGUCUCUCACUCCUAGAGAGGAUACCAUUCUUCCUGUAGAAACUGUUAAUGACGAAGAGCUGUUCAAAAGGAAAAGCUAUGGCGGACAGAGGUACAAAUACAAUGGUGUCGUCCCGUUGCCUGCUCAGCGGAACCUAACUCCACCACUCACUCUCUACCCGCAGCAGCCAAUGUCUUCUUCCUCAGAGAACUACAGAUAUCACAGGUUCUCCUCAUCGGCGAUUCCUGACGCAAGCAGUAGUACGCCAAGCCGACUAGACAUCAAUUUAUGAUCCAUGGGCUCGGUCAGUACUAUAUACAACUUGCAAUGUCGAAGAGGCACACACCGCCUGUGAACUAGUUGAAUCCUGAGGACACACAUAUGCAUGCUGGUGGAUGUCUUUUUUCUUAACAUCUUUGUGGGAUCAGUAGUUAGCAAUUCUUUUGUAUCUUGCCUGUAUUUCUUGUACUGGGAUUGUAGUGGGAUUGAAGACGAUACAUGUGUUAGAUACAUGUGUUACAUAAAAUCAAUAGAAGCAUUAUAGAUGACCGUUGUGGCAA